AUCAUCGGAAGGGAUGAAAGAAUCGCGACGCGCUCGGUUUGCCAAUUGUUGUCUGUGAAUGGUACCUUGUGCCCUUAUUGUUGUUGCUGGACUGUGUGUGGUGUGGCCAAGGAAACAUAGGGAAAAAACUCCGAUUCCAAACCGUGUGCCAUUAUAUCUGAUCAGUGGCCAGCGAAGCGCACUCGGCAAGAGGAAAAUCGAUAUUUUCUUUUGCGCUUCCCUGUGUAGUUGCUAUUCGGCAUAUUCGACUCUCUAAAGAGGUGAUUAAAAGAAGGUGCGAUUCCUUCUUCUUCCGCUGUGGCUGCACAGAGACGGAAUGGGUCACCGGACAAAGCCACGGAGGCACUGAGGAACCGCGGGGCUGUGACCUUGGAUUAUGAUUUGUGAAAAAUUGUCGGAGGGUUUUUGGCUGAGCGUGUUUCUAAGUAAGAAAAAUGUGCAAACUUUCGACCAGCAGAAAGUAUCCUAGCUACUAGGAUUAAAUCCCUGUUCAGGAGGAUAUUACUUGUUUUCGGUUUGCCUACGGAAGGGAUAAUCCUUCCGGAGAUUAUGCACAUAGGCGACUCAAGAAAAAAAAUGAACAAACGUUCAGUGUGUUGAAGUGUUUAUGAAGCAGAUCCGCAUUGUUACACCAAAGAAAGUGAAGUGACCCCUAAUCAGAUUUGCACUCACGACGGCAUGAGUGUAACGUGCUUGAAAUACUUAUAAUCUGUGUUCCUGGUUUGUGCCCUCACCGGUAAAAGUGCGAUGUGGAUGAAUGCUAGAACCCAACAGAGGUUGUAAAAUGCUAGACCUACUUUGGAUUAAAACCUUAAGCUAAAUGUUUUCGAUGCGCAUGUGGGGGUGAUAAAGGAAGCAAUCUCAGUAGGCAGGAACGUGACGUAAAACAACUCGCGUGACUAAGCGAAAACGAAAUUGCGGAAAAAAGGAAAAACAGUUAAGUAGGCGGUGAAGGGAAGUCUCCUGCUUCUCCUCGUCCUCCUUCUCGUAGGGAGGGUAAGGCAGGUACGACGAAAUGAAGCACAUUAACUCCGGUCGUAGUCUGGGAAUUCGAAGCGCUCGGUCAAGGUGUUCAACGUAGGUAAAAACAAGAUUCACGAGAAUUAUACAACCACCCACAUUCACAAGACUGAAACCGUUUGGACGACGACGCCCGGAACGGAAAUGGAAUUCAUGCUAAGGAAUAUAAUCAUAUCGCUUCUGAUCUUCGUCUUCGGGCUGGCAAAAGAUAUCUGCUUCUGCCUGCAACUAACGGCAGUCCGCAUCCCGGAGCACGUGACCAAAAACAGCACCGUCCAGCUCGAAUGUACCUAUGACCUGAACGGCGAACAACUGUACUCUGUCAAAUGGUAUAAAGACGGCAACGAGUUCUUCAGAUUUGUUCCUAGAGAUAAUCCUCCAGCUCAGCUAUUCCUCCUGACUGGGGUGUCAGUUGAUCUACUAAAUUCGACUGCAAAUCAGAUAGUUCUAAACAACGUGACGCUAGCGUCGUCCGGGCGAUACCGCUGUGAGGUGUCAGCGGAGGCACCCUCGUUUCAGACCGUCUCUAGCCACGGUGACAUGGUGGUGGUCGCACUGCCGGACACGGACCCAAAAAUCACCGGUGGCAGGCCCCGCUAUCAAAUCGGUGACACCGUGCGAGUCAACUGCACCUCGGGUCGGUCCAAGCCGGCAGCCCAGCUGACGUGGUUCAUCAACGGCGACGAGGCUGAAGUGAACGCUCUGCGCCCUUACAACACUGUGAUAACCGGGAGAGAAGGCCUACAGACUACCAUUUUAGGAUUAGAGUUCCGAGUGAGGCUGCGACAUUUCAAACGCGGUGAUAUGAAGCUGAAAUGCAUCGCAAAGAUAGCACAAUUAUACUGGAAGAGCAACGAGGAAAGUGUGGAGGGUGACAAACAACCACCGGCGCUCGAGUCGAAAGAGACUCUGCAUCCGAAUGGAUCCCGGGCGGAUCGACAAGAAAGCAACUCCAGCUCCAGUAACCACCGGCGGAGAUUUAUGGCAAGAGUGGCUACAAAUGUGCUACUGUCGCUCGUGGUGCUGCUCAACUCGUUAUCCUCGGCGUCGGCGCUGGCGACGGUGGUCCUGUCUCCGGUUCUGCCAAGGUCCUCGAUCGGACGGAGAUAACUCCGUGCUCCACCACUUCAGGACAGCGAUAUCACUACUAGUAGCACUAAACUAUCACAACGGUAUAUCUCGCCCAGGCGAAUCACGUAUCUUAGUGGCUUUUAUAUUACGUUUUAGAUUUUAAUGAAGAAGUAACGACUCCUCCUCGUCAUUCCCUCCCCCCCCCCCCUCCCUUCGCCACACUGAAAGUACUUUUUAGAUUAAAUUGAAUGCCAAAGAUAUAAAAAGGGAAGCUGUAAAUUUUGUGAGAUUACCACUCGGAGGGAAUACGGGAAAAAUGGCAACGGAAACUCGUAGGAAACCGUCGGUGCCACAAAUAGGAAAGAGCGAGAAUGCAUCAAACUGUAAGAUAUGGUACUGUAAAUACGUGUAAAAUUUGUUUCCAAGUUUUAUCGAAUGAACCGAAUAGCGCAGAAUAGGACACACAAUGCAGGCUACUUGAAGAAGUUUAUCUUAAGUUGCUACUUUAGGGAAAAUUUAGGCAAAACAAAACAAGGAAAACAAUACAAGGUUGAUAACAUCGAUCACUUAAGCGGUCUCGCAAUUACUUACAUGUCAAUUCUGAUGGAAACCGUUACAAGAUGGAAGCCGAAACGUGUUUCUAUAAAACAGAACAAAAAUAAACAGUAUUACUUAUCGUUGAACUAAUCUAAUACACCACAAACACACAACAACAACAAAAAAACUGAAACAGACUAAUUCGUCAUAUCAGGUGGAAUACGCGUAAAA
Molecule: messenger RNA, 2859 nt
Organism: Ochlerotatus camptorhynchus
Lineage: Eukaryota; Metazoa; Arthropoda; Insecta; Diptera; Culicidae
Exons: 6
Coding region: 1165-2130 (321 amino acids)
Source: RefSeq, a predicted model, not a curated record